UAUGGCCGAGGCCCUUGUGGGAGGAGCAGUUCUGUCAGCUUCCCUCCAAGUUUUGUUUGAUAAGAUGGCUUCUUGGGAGGUCCUAGAUUUUUUCCGGGGACGGAAACUCAAUGAUGCCCUCCUAAUGAAGAUGAAGAUAGUCUUGCUGACAGUCCAUGCCGUGAUCAAUGAUGCGGAGGAGAAGCAAAUUACAAAUCCAGCAGUCAAAGAGUGGCUCGAUGAACUUAAGGAUGCUGUAUAUGAUGCGGAGGACCUGCUGGAUGAGAUGGCCACUGAAGUUUUGAAAUCCCAGAUGGAAGCGGAAUCUAAAAUACCUAUAAACCAGGUAUGGAAUUUGAUCUCAGCUUCUUUCAAUCCUUUUAACAAGAAGAUAGAGUCCAGGGUGAAGGAAAUCAUUGAAAGACUACAAGUUUUUGCAAACCAAAAAGAUGUCCUCGGCCUGAAAAGCGGUGGGGAGAUCAAAACUCAGCAAAGGCGGCAUACAACUUCUUUAGUAGAUGAAGAUGGUAUAUAUGGUAGGGAAGAUGAUAAAGAGAAGAUACUAGAGCUGCUUCUGUCUGAUGAUGCAAGCCACCGUGAUUUAAAUGUAAUUACCAUAAUUGGCAUGGGAGGGGUUGGCAAGACAACCCUUGCUCAACUUCUAUACAAUAAUAGAAAAGUGGAUGGAUAUUUUGAUCUGAAAGCAUGGGUUUGGGUUUCCCAAGAAUUUGAUGUUUUCAAGAUAACCAAAUCAAUUCUCGAGUCAUUCACUUGUAAGACUUGCGGGCUUGAUGAUCCAACUUUACUUCAAGUUGAAUUGAGAGAGAUCCUGAUGAGAAAGAAAUUUCUACUUGUUUUGGAUGAUAUUUGGAAUGAGGACUAUUGUAGCUGGGAUUUGCUACGAGGGGCUCUCAGAUUUGGGGCAAGUGGAAGUAAAAUCAUUGCAACAAUGCGCAAUAAGAAAGUUUCAUCAAUCAUGCACCCAAUUCAUACUCACCAUCUAGAGCUGUUAUCAUAUGAAGAUUCUUGGCUGCUAUUUGCAAAACAUGCAUUUUCAAAUGAAGACGCCUGUGCACAUCCGACUCUUAAAGCAAUUGGAGAGAAAAUUGUUGAAAAGUGCAAUGGUUUGCCUUUAGCUGCAAAAACAAUUGGGGGUCUCUUGAAAUCUGAAACAGACACCAAGGACUGGUAUCAAGUCUUGAAUAGUGAGAUAUGGGAUUUUCCAAACAAUGGCAUUCUUCCAGCUUUAAGACUUAGCUAUCAUUAUCUUCCUGCGCAUCUAAAGCCCUGUUUUGCCUAUUGCUCCCUUUUCCACAAGAAUUAUGAAUUUGACAAGGAGACAUUGGUUCGAUUAUGGAUUGCAGAAGGUUUCGUGCAGCAGCCAAAAGCAGAGGAAAGAAUUGAAGUGGUAGGGAAUGGGUACUUUACUGAUCUGCUUUCAAGGUCAUUGUUUCAACAGUCGGGUGGCAAUGAAUCACGCUUUAUAAUGCACGAACUCAUUAAUGGUUUAGCUAAAUUUGUGUCCGGAGAAUUUUCUUUCUCAUUAGAGGAUGAAAACCAACAAAAAAUCUCCCAGAAGACUCGUCACAUGUCAUAUUUUAGAGGAAAAUAUGAUGCCUCUAGGAAGUUUAGGCUCCUCUAUGAAACUAAGCGUUUGAGGACCUUUCUUCCACUUAACCUGCCACCACAUAAUGAUCGUUGCUACUUAAGUACUCAGAUAAUAUUUGAUCUGGUGCCAAUGCUAAGAUGCUUACGAGUACUGUCUCUGUCUCAUUAUAAGAUCACAGAGUUGUCAGAUUCAAUUGGCAAUUUGAGAAAACUGGCCUACUUGGACCUGUCAUAUACCGGACUUCGAAAUUUACCAGAUUCAACAUGCAAUCUGUACAACUUACAAACAUUGUUGUUGUCAAAUUGUUGUUCUCUUUCUGAGUUGCCUGCAAACAUGGGGAAAUUAAUCAACCUGCGCCACCUUGAUAUUAGUCAAACAAACGUUAAAGAGAUGCCAACACAAAUAGGUAGAUUAGGGAGUCUUCAGACCCUGUCUACUUUUGUUGUUGGAAAACAUAGUGGAGCCAGGAUUAAAGAGUUGGGGGUUCUUCGAAACCUUUGGCGGAAACUUUCCAUUUUAAGUCUUCAAAACGUGGUGCUUACUAUGGAUGCCCAUGAGGCGAAUUUGGAGGGAAAAGAACAUCUCGAUGCAUUGGCUUUGGAAUGGAGUGAUGACACCGAUGAUUCACAAAAUGAAAGGGUUGUACUUGAGAAUCUAAAGCCUCAUUCAAAACUGAAAGAACUCAGCAUCAAAUUUUACGGAGGUACAAGAUUUCCAGAUUGGUUGGGGGACCCUUCGUUCUCAAAUCUUCUGGCGCUAUGCCUUUCUGAUUGUAAAUAUUGCUUGUCUUUGCCUCCCCUUGGGCAGCUUCCCUCUCUUGAAAAGCUCUAUAUUGUUGGUGCCAAUUCAGUUAAGAAGGUGGGUCUUGAGUUCUAUGGACAUGGUUCUUCCUCAUGUAAGCCAUUUGGAUCCUUGAAGACUCUAGUGUUUGAGAAAAUGAUGGAGUGGGAGGAAUGGUUUAUUUCUGCAAGUGAUGGCAAAGAGUUCCCUAGUCUCCAGGAGCUUUAUAUAGUGAGGUGCCCUAAAUUGAUAGGGCGCUUACCCAGCCACCUUCCCUGUUUAACAAGGUUAGAAAUCACUGAAUGCGAGAAACUUGUGGCUUCACUUCCAGUGGUUCCAGCUAUACGGUAUAUGUGGUUAAGUAAAUGUGAUGAGAUGGUAAUAGACCAAAGAAGUGAUGAUGCUGAACUCACCUUACAAUCCUCCUUCAUGCAUAUGCCUACACAUUCAAGCUUUACAUGCCCAUCUGAUGGUGACCCAGUUGGAUUGAAACACCUCUCUGACCUUGAAACAUUGUGUAUCUCCAGUCUUUCACAUGUCAAAGUAUUUCCACCAAGGCUACACAAACUCCAAAUUGAAGGACUAGGUGCUCCCGAGUCCUUGCUUGAGGGAAUGAUGUGCAGAAACACAUGUCUUGUACAUUUGACCAUCUCCAAUUGUCCAUCUCUUGUGUCCUUUCCUAUGGGUUGUGGGGGCCUACUCACUACACUGAAAGUUCUAUAUAUCCAUAAUUGUAGAAAAUUGGAGCUCCCCCUACCUGAGGAGAUGAUACAACCACAGUACUCAUCUCUUGAAACUCUGAAGAUAGAGAGGAGCUGUGAUUCUCUCAGGUGCUUUCCAUUGGGCUUCUUCACCAAGCUUAUUCAUCUUCAUAUUGAAAAAUGUAGGCAUCUGGAGUUCCUUUCAGUUCUAGAGGGACUUCACCAUGGGGGUCUCACAGCACUUGAGGCAUUCUACAUCCUCAAAUGCCCUGAGUUCAGAUCUUUUCCUCGAGGAGGAUUGUCUACUCCCAACCUUAGAUGGUUUGGAGUCUACUACUGCAAGAAGCUCAAGUCCCUGCCCAAUCAAAUGCAUACUCUCCUUACAUCUCUUCAAAGCUUUGAAAUAUUUGAUUGUCCACAGCUUUUAUCAUUCCCUGAAGGAGGUUUACCCUCAAGCCUAUCCGAACUUUCAAUCUGGAGUUGCAACAAACUAAUGACCUGUAGAACAGAAUGGGGCUUGCAAAGACUUGCCUCUCUUAAGCAUUUCAGUAUCAGCGAAGGAUGUGAAGGAGACUGGGGAGUGGAGUCAUUUUUGGAGGAAUUGCAGCUACCCUCCACUCUCACUUCCCUGCGCAUCUACAAUUUCGGCAACCUUAAAUCCAUUGAUAAGGGUUUACGACACCUCACUUCUCUUAAAAAAUUGAAGCUUUUUAACUGUCCCGAGCUCCGCUCCUUGCCAGAAGUGGAGGCGCUGCCACCCUCCCUUUCUUUUCUGAACAUCCAGGAAUGUCCUCUGAUAAAUCUGGCCAAGAUUGCUCAGGUCCCAUUUGUCAAGAUAGAUGACCAGCUGAUUGGUUGAUCAAUGUUCCUUUCAAUUUUCUCCUUGGGUGCAAUGUGGUGUCAAGCACAAGUGCAUACACUAUUAUUCAUCAUUUCUUGCUUGAAGACAGGUCCACCAGAAGGAGGGCUUGGUAGUUCGCCUCACUUUCCACCUUUGAUGCCCACAGCUUUGUAUAAUGAAUUGGAUCUCAGAGCUUAUAAUUACAUAUUGAUUCUUAA
This is a messenger RNA of Vitis riparia (riverbank grape), 4128 nucleotides long. Its product is annotated as putative disease resistance RPP13-like protein 1. The transcript has a single exon. The record is from RefSeq and is a predicted model, not a curated record. Bases 2 to 3928 code for a protein of 1308 amino acids. Gene Ontology annotation, molecular function: ADP binding. Lineage: Eukaryota; Viridiplantae; Streptophyta; Magnoliopsida; Vitales; Vitaceae. Gene Ontology annotation, biological process: defense response to other organism.